UGGAUCAAAGACAGUUAAACACGAACAGGUUGCUUUGUUUCUAUUUCAUAGUCAAAUAUUCAGGAGCAGUUUUGUUUAGAUCAUAUAUGCUAAUAAGUAUGUUCCUCUGGGUAAUUGUGUUUCUGGGUUGUAUUUCUAUGAUCGAGUCAACAACAUGUAAUAGAUCCAAAGAGAGAACAAUGAUAUCUGAAAUGCGGUCAUUACUUGAGUCCUUAGAAAACAAGAUAAACGAAUCAAUGCAAAAGUAUGGGAGGCUACCUUGUGAAGAUUACAGACUCAGCAGAAAACUCGUGGAAUCGGUAAAGCACCAUCAUGGCUCUUGGAUUGGAGCGUCAGACUUAAAGAAAGAAGGAGACUGCAGAUGGAUUCAUGACUCGUCUAAGGUUUGUUAUUCUAAGUGGCAUCCAGGCCAACCGAGCAAUUAUGGAAACAAUGAAGACUGUGGUCAUUUUGCGUCAGGUUAUGAGUAUGAAUGGAAUGAUGCACCAUGCAACAUAGAAAGAAUGGGAUAUAUCUGUGAGUGUUCACAUGGAUCGAGCUGCCGUCCGUUCAAUGGAUGAGAGAAACAAGCAGCAAGAGGAAUAUUGAUAUAUUGUUUGUUUCAUUAAAACAAUCCAAACAGAA
Molecule: messenger RNA, 624 nt
Organism: Mytilus californianus (California mussel)
Lineage: Eukaryota; Metazoa; Mollusca; Bivalvia; Mytilida; Mytilidae
Product: C-type lectin domain family 17, member A-like
Exons: 5
Coding region: 87-560 (157 amino acids)
Molecular function (GO): signaling receptor activity
Source: RefSeq, a predicted model, not a curated record